This is a messenger RNA of Brachypodium distachyon (stiff brome), 589 nucleotides long. RefSeq lists its product as uncharacterized. The record is from RefSeq and is a predicted model, not a curated record. NCBI's taxonomy places the organism in Eukaryota, Viridiplantae, Streptophyta, Magnoliopsida, Poales, Poaceae. The transcript is spliced from 4 exons. Bases 92 to 589 code for a protein of 165 amino acids.
UUCUCCUUCUUACGACUACGCCCCAGUGGAUACGGCGGAUCCCGUCGUGGGUGAGUCGAGGUCCCCUUUGAGGGUGACCUUGGACCUGCACAUGAAAGGAAAGAUUGGACUUGAGCACGUGCUUCCUCCUUCUAGCCACGAGGUUGAGGCUUUCACUCACGAGAUGGGGCUUCGGCUGCGGAGCGACUCGGUGGUGGAGUUGUCGGCUGGAGCUAGUGGUGCGGGCGUCCCGGUGUUCUCCGUUGUUCGCGAGCGUCCCGAGGAGGAUGCUCUUACCUCGGGUGCGAGGGCCGCGGCUCCCGAGGUUCCCGAGGGCGAGCCCCCGACUCAGGCGAGGGACGGAGAGCUUCCGACGACCGAGGGUGGGGUGAGAGACCCUCUCGUGACAGUGGAGCUGGUGAGGGGUUUGGUCGAGGCCGUGGGUGCCCUUCCUACCCUGAAGACUGAGGUGGUGGCGCUUUCCGCCGCUUUGGACGUGGAGAUGUCCAACUGGGCUGGGUUAGCGUUUGAUGCUACCGCCAUAGUUAACCGCUCGAUGGAAGCCUGGAGCUGGGUCGGCUUCGGCGGCAGGGCCGACGUGCCUGCUUGA